AUGUUCGACAUAUUCCCCAAGAUCCUCAGCUCCAUCGCCUCCUUCCUCUUCCCGCUGUUCGCCUCUUACAAGGCGCUCAAGACCUCAGACCCGGCCCAGCUGACGCCAUGGCUGAUGUACUGGUCUGUCCUCUCGUGCGCGCUCCUGGUCGAGUCCUGGUUCGAGUUCAUCCUCGUCUGGGUGCCCUUCUACGCCUACCUGCGCCUGCUGUUCCUGCUGUACCUCGUGCUCCCGCAGACCCAGGGCGCCCGCUACCUGUACGAGACUUACCUGCACCCCUACCUCGAGGAGAACGAGGGCAACAUCGAGGACUUCAUCGCCAGCGCCCACGAUAGGCUCAAGGCCGCCGGCAUGGCCUACCUGAAGCAGGCCAUCGAGAUGCUCAAGACCAGGGUGCUGGGCCUGCCCCCGACCGCCGAGCGCGACGAGGACGUCCGCGCCAAGGAGGCGCCCCAGUCCUACACCCAGACGUUGCUGGCUAGGUUCAGCGUCCCUGCGGCCCGGUGGACGAGCGGCGUCGGCGGCGCGACCGGCGCCGGCCACGACUUCUACAACCUCCUGGCGGGCGCCGUGAGCGCCGCCACUGGGGCCGGUGCGCUAGGCGCCGCCGGAUCCGGCGCAUACAGAGGAGCCAGCCGCGGCGGAGAAGAUCUGUCGGCGAGCGGGACCCUGGUGCCCGACAACAUCCGCGGCGCCGACGAGAAGAUGAGCUUCAUCGCGCUGCAGAAGGAGAAGCUCGGGUUCCUGCUCACCGCCCUCGACAAGGAGGCUAAGGAGCUCGAGAAGGGCGAGCAGGACCGCAAGGCGCAGGAGGCCGCACGCAAGGACACGCGGCCCACGAGCAUGAGCCUCGACGGCGGGGAGGCCACCGCGGCCGUCUCGUCGUCGAGCAGGCCGCAGAGCGGGCACAGCAUGUUCAGUGCGCUGAGCAAGAGCAAGAGCGAGGUCGACUUCGAGAAGAUCGAGGCCGAGAGCGGCGCCGAGGACGACGUCAACGACGGCCUCAGACACCGGCCGCAGGCUGCCAGUAGGACCGGCAGCAGCAAAGCCCCCUGGAACUUCCUGGGCUGGGGGUCCAUGACGACGGGCGAGCCGACAGAGGGCCCGAACGAGCCCCAGGACUAG
This is a messenger RNA of Neoarthrinium moseri, 1125 nucleotides long. RefSeq lists its product as uncharacterized. NCBI's taxonomy places the organism in Eukaryota, Fungi, Ascomycota, Sordariomycetes, Amphisphaeriales, Apiosporaceae. The transcript has a single exon. The record is from RefSeq and is a predicted model, not a curated record. The coding region runs from base 1 to 1125 and encodes 374 amino acids.